UCACACAGGAGACUAGACUAGAUGAACUGGAAGCAGUGUGGGCUGUACAUAACAAGUACAAUCUAUCAGCUAAGGUAGUAUUUUUAGCUGACUAAUUUAGUCUCAUGGGGGAAAUGGAAUAUUCACUUAGCUGGCGAGAGACGCUUUGCCUUUGAUUCUGAGACAGCGUCUUUUCGGCUUCCGUCGACUACGCGUAAGCGCUUGACGUCAAAAUAACAACAACCUGUCAUGACAAAAAUCGAUUAAGAUUUGAUAUCAAAUUAUAUAAAUUCGGUUUCACCUGAAUGCAAGAUUCCUUCUAAGAGUACGUCAGAUCCAGGAGGGACAGGGCAUUCUUGAACCUGUCAAUUAGUCAGCCGAAGACACGGGGAACAGGAUAGGGAAGCAGGGCGAGGCAGGCCCCGCGGAGCCGGUGGAGAAGAUGGCUGGCAGCCCGGAGAAGAGUUCCACCGCGCAGGAGCUGAAGGAACAGGGGAACCGGCUGUUCCUCUGCCGCAAGUACCAGGAGGCUGCUACAUGCUACAGCAAAGCCAUUAACCGUAAUCCAUCGGUGGCAGUAUAUUACACCAACAGGGCUCUCUGCCAUGUCAAGUUGCAGCAGCAUGACAAGGCUCUGGCAGACUGUAAGCACGCGCUGGAGCUGGACAGCCAGUCAGUCAAGGCCCACUUCUUCUUGGGUCAGUGUCAUCUGGAGCUGGAGAACUAUGACGAGGCCAUCGGCAACCUGCAGAAAGCUUAUAACCUUGCAAAAGAGCAGAGACUUAAUUUUGGAGAUGACAUCCCCAGCGCCUUGCGCAUAGCCAAGAAGAAACGCUGGAACAGCAUUGAGGAGAAGCGCAUCAACCAGGAAAACGAUUUGCAUGCUUAUUUGACCAAGCUCAUACUGGCUGAGAAGGAAAGAGAACUAGAAGAAUACAAAGAGAAGCAGGAUGACAAUCAAAAUGGAGGUGAUGCUGCCAAGAUUGCAUCAAAACAUGACAAGUAUCUAAUGGACAUGGAUGAGCUCUUCUCUCAAGUGGAUGAGAAAAGAAAAAAGCGGGAAAUUCCAGAUUACCUGUGUGGGAAAAUCAGUUUUGAGCUGAUGAGGGAGCCCUGCAUCACACCUAGUGGAAUCACCUAUGAUCGCAAGGACAUUGAAGAGCACCUACAGCGGGUGGGCCAUUUUGAUCCUGUCACUAGGAGUCCCCUGACCCAGGACCAGCUGAUUCCAAACCUGGCCAUGAAGGAAGUCAUCGACGCCUUCAUCCAGGAGAACGGCUGGGUAGAGGACUACUGAAAGGACGCCCACUGCCCAUUUGUCUACAUAUCCUAAUUCUUAAGAUAAAGUCUGGACAACACAAGACUUUAGAGAACAGAUCACCCCUUGCCUGGAUAUGUACUUUACACAAGCCAGAAAAGCCACAUAAUGGACUACCAAAUGGGAGCCUUGUAUCUCGGUCUGCCUCUUUCUUCCCACAUUUUAUCUUUGCUGUCAAACGUCCCACUCUGACUUUCUGAGGCUGGGUAUCCAUGGCCUGCUGCUUCCCUCUUCAUUCCCCUCUUCCCAUACAUUCUCUCUUUCUUCUUCUCUGUCAUGCUGUUUCUGGUCUUUCAAGCCCGACUCCUUUCUUAACUCAAACUAAGGGGCCACAUUCUCAGGUCUCUCUUGCUCCCUUCCUGCUCUCUCUCUGUCUUUCUCUUUCUCUGAGUGCCACAAUCCUUGGAAAGUAUCAGCAUUGCACACCCAAUUUUUCACGAGUACCAUCUAUAUAACAAACAAAACUAAAAAAUUUACAUUUUGGUGGCAGAAUUCAUUAAGACUGGCAUUUUGUGUCAUUUACCGCAGUAUUUCAUAGUCAUUUAUUUCUUUUGAGAAUGGAACAUUUGCCCAUUUCAUAAUGUACAUUUACAAAAGUGGUAACUAAAAUGCCAAAUCACUAUUCUGAACAGGUUUGUAUGCAAGUUUUACAUGAUGCUAAUUUAAAAGAGUCACUGGUAAGUGACCUCCAGGUGGCGCUCCACACCUACCGUGCCACCAUACUGUCAGAUUUUCAGUAGAUUGUUAGGUUUUUCUUUCCCAUAUCAAUCACACCCCAUUAUACAGUUGAAAUGAGUUGAAUGUAUGCAUAAUAUUCUCUUUAGGUUUAGGCUCAACCUACAGUAAUUCAAAAAUCUUUGUAACGUUUUCAUGAAUAGCGGUCUUCAACUGGAUACUGGAUGAAGGGAAUGCGCCGCUGCAUACAAAAAAAAAUACGUUUUCACAUUGCUGGAACUGAAAAUAUUGAAAUGUUUGAAUUUUGAUAGGUGACAUCCGUUGUUUGGGUUGAUUCAGCUUUGAAAAACGGAUUGCGCUGUCUUCAUUGUUCACUGAAACAAACAUGCGUUCUGUCAUUGCGUUUGACUUGUGUUGUUGCCUGGAACGCUCAGAUCAACUAUGACUACAGUUUCUCUUCCGUUGCAAAGACAAGAGCAUUGGCUGUCACCUUCCUCGCCUUUUUGCUUUUAACUUUAUGCACCGUCUCCUCACAGUUUUAAGGAAAGUGGCUGCAACAGCUUAUGUAAACCAAUCAUUAGUGAGAAAGUAAAUUUUUGGAAAAUCCAGUUACCAAGAUUUCAGGUUCACUAGCAUCGCCGCACCAACCUCCUUUGUGUUAGAAAUGCUGGAAGAGUUCUGAUCACCUCAUCCAUACCUCAGUCUGCGUUGUCGGCAUGCUGGUUCACUGACAUUCUUUCUAAAACUGUCACUUCAGUGCUAGUGCUUUAUAGGUUUUUCUGCUGAGUGUGUGUCUGUGGUGAAUUAGGCCUGUGUGUGGUUUGUGUCGGGGUGCAGGCAGUGUAAAUAAUUUGCUUGUGUAUUUUAUCUCUUGACAAAAUAGGGUUCUUUUUUCCCCUUGAGAAACUGUAUUAAAUGUAGAUAUGUUGAUAGCAUAAAUGCCUGGUUCACUUUUCAUUUGUCCCCAUUAAACUGUGAACUUUC
This is a messenger RNA of Monopterus albus (swamp eel), 2956 nucleotides long. RefSeq names its product STIP1 homology and U-Box containing protein 1 (gene stub1). NCBI's taxonomy places the organism in Eukaryota, Metazoa, Chordata, Actinopteri, Synbranchiformes, Synbranchidae. The record is from RefSeq and is a predicted model, not a curated record. The coding region runs from base 422 to 1276 and encodes 284 amino acids. The transcript is spliced from 8 exons. Gene Ontology annotation, molecular function: protein-folding chaperone binding; ubiquitin protein ligase activity. Gene Ontology annotation, cellular component: cytoplasm; Z disc. Gene Ontology annotation, biological process: protein polyubiquitination; positive regulation of proteolysis; cellular response to misfolded protein.